AUGCCCAAGGCCCUCGACGUCAUCCACAAGCUCGCCGUCUCAGGGCUCGUCACGGCCACUUUAUUUGGCAUCUACACGUGCGUCGACGGCACGCGCCACAUCGUCGCAGCGAGAAAGAAGGAGGCCGCGCGCAUGGCCGCGGCCGGUGAAGCACCGAAACCGCCCCCGAAACACGAGAAGUACUUUUCGUAAAGCAUGAUCGACUCUUUAAAGGCCGCGGGCAUCAACUUCCUGGCCGUCGAUUUCGACAUGACGUUGAUUGACCGCCAUACGGAAGGCAGAUGGUCCGGCACGGCCUCCGAAUUGUUGAGACACGUCCGUCCCGAGAUGCGGCAAUUACUCCGAGAUGCGCUGGACGCCCAAAUGUUCGUGGCCAUUGUUACACUGAGCCCCCAGACGUCUCUCAUCCGCGAGGUCACUCGUUUAUUAUUCCCGAAGGAUUUUCAAUUAAUCAUCAUCCGGGGCAACGACGGCAACUGGUUCUACGGCGGCCAGGGGUCUUCGAGAGGCAAGCAGCCCCACAUCGCGUCGGCCGUCGAGGAACUAAGUCACGCGCACGCGGCGCAGAUUUCGCGGCGGAGCACUUUACUAAUUGACGACGACGCGCAGAAUAUUAAUGAUGCGCUCGUCAACGGCGUCAACGCGAUAUUAUAUGCGCCGCACGACCCGUCGUGCUUGCAGCGCGGCGUCGCGGCGCUCGGCGAGGCCUGA
This is a messenger RNA of Pelagomonas calceolata, 711 nucleotides long. The record is from the annotation of a GenBank genome assembly. Lineage: Eukaryota; Pelagophyceae; Pelagomonadales; Pelagomonadaceae.